GGAACUGAAGUUUUUUGAAAAAAAGGGGAGGUAGCCAUGAAAAGUAAUGAGCCACGUUCAAGUUCUUCUUGUGCAGCUUGUAAGUUCUUGAAGAGAAGGUGCACAACCACUUGCCAAUUUGCGCCAUAUUUCCGAUCAGACGAGCCGAAGAAGUUUGCUAAUGUACACAAGGUGUUUGGAGCUAGCAACGUGAUCAAGAUCCUGAAUGAAGUGCCACAAGACCAACGAGAGGACACUGUCAACUCGCUGGUCUACGAGGCUGAGGUGAGACUUAGAGACCCGGUUUACGGUUGCAUUGGAGCUAUAGCAUCUUUGCAGAGGAAGAUGGUGGAGCUACAACAUGAUCUGAUGGUUACUAAAGCACAUCUUGCUUACUAUGAAGCCAAGCCCAGUAGCACAACUUCUAAUUGUUCACUCUUGGAUUAUGAUCCUCUUAAUGUUAAUAUCAAUACGCCUUCUUUUUUUGCGGACACUUCUGGUGGAUUCUUGGAUAGCUUCAGCCAGAAUACCUUUGCCAUGGACCAAACUGGAUCCAACAAUGAAUUUGGUCAAUUUCCAUUUCCAUGAUCCUUCUCUAUUUAAUGUACGU
Solanum verrucosum is the source of this 589-nucleotide messenger RNA. RefSeq names its product LOB domain-containing protein 21-like. The transcript has a single exon. The coding region runs from base 37 to 567 and encodes 176 amino acids. The record is from RefSeq and is a predicted model, not a curated record. Lineage: Eukaryota; Viridiplantae; Streptophyta; Magnoliopsida; Solanales; Solanaceae.